Messenger RNA from Alternaria ethzedia, 912 nucleotides. RefSeq lists its product as uncharacterized. The coding region runs from base 1 to 912 and encodes 303 amino acids. Gene Ontology annotation, cellular component: mitochondrion. Gene Ontology annotation, biological process: L-methylmalonyl-CoA metabolic process. The transcript is spliced from 3 exons. The record is from RefSeq and is a predicted model, not a curated record. Gene Ontology annotation, molecular function: methylmalonyl-CoA epimerase activity. NCBI's taxonomy places the organism in Eukaryota, Fungi, Ascomycota, Dothideomycetes, Pleosporales, Pleosporaceae.
AUGGCUUUCGACGAGUUGAACGACAAAAUCACACCUGCCAACCCCAGCCGUGAAACAUCGCCAAAUCGCGGCUCCUCCGUCCAUCAAUCCAUUGCCAUACCCAAGCCCUGCAAACCACUCCGACAAUGGCAGCAAGAACAAAACAUCGACCGCGAUGCCCAAAUCAAACUCACAAAACUGGUGCAUAUGCGGUACCAACAUCCUGAUCUAGACGAAAUUACCACAUUCCUCCGUGACUUCGGCAUGAGCGUAGCCCAAAAAGCCCCAGGCAAGAAAUGGUUCAAAGGCUACGGCUCAGAUCAAUACGUCUACUACGCACAAGAAGGAGAAAAGAAGUUCCUGGGCGGCUGUUUCGAAGUAGAAAGCUACGCCGAGCUAGAGAAAGCGUCGAAAGUCGCGGGUGCUGGUCCUAUCGGGGAGUUGACCGACGCACCAGGCGGCGGCCACAUGAUCACAUUGCACGACCCAGAAGGCUUUCCCAUAAACCUGAUCCACGGGCAAAAGACAAAAGAACCUGGUCCCUUUCCCGAAGUCCUAACAACAAACUACGAAAACGAAAAGCCUCGCAUCGCGCGCUUCCAACGCUUCAAACCCGGUCCCGCCGCCGUACACAAACUAGGCCACUACGGCCUCUGCGUCCAAAACUUCCAAUCCGAAAUGCAAUGGUACACCCGCACCUUCAACAUCGUCCCCACCGAUUUCCUCUACAUCAACCCCAACCCGUCCGACCCCUCCCUCCCCCAACAAAAAGACGUAGCCAUCUUCGCGCACCUGGAUCUCGGUCCCGCAUACACAGACCACCACACCAUCUUCCUCUCCAGCAACCCCACUUCCCAUGUGCAUCAUUGCAGUUUCGAAGUCCAUGACUUUGAUACCCAGAAUCUGGGGCAUGAGUGGUUGGCGAUUGUUUGA